This is a messenger RNA of Leguminivora glycinivorella, 3939 nucleotides long. RefSeq names its product zinc finger protein 501-like. Gene Ontology annotation, biological process: regulation of transcription by RNA polymerase II. Gene Ontology annotation, molecular function: DNA-binding transcription activator activity, RNA polymerase II-specific; zinc ion binding; RNA polymerase II cis-regulatory region sequence-specific DNA binding. NCBI's taxonomy places the organism in Eukaryota, Metazoa, Arthropoda, Insecta, Lepidoptera, Tortricidae. Gene Ontology annotation, cellular component: nucleus. The transcript is spliced from 9 exons. The coding region runs from base 314 to 2260 and encodes 648 amino acids. The record is from RefSeq and is a predicted model, not a curated record.
CGCUCUCACCUACUUGAAUAGUUUCGAAGUCGCGGUACGGUACAGUCGUGUGUUAACUUCUUAACGUAUGUCAAAAUCAAAACUGUCAAGUGAUGGCUGUCACUUCAGUCUGAAGGUUAGGUUAUGUUAUGUUGUUAAAAAAUAUAAAUGAACGCCCUUGCUCCUGGUUAGUGUUAGCACCUGUUAGGUUCUACGUUUUUAUUUCAAAUACAUUAUUAUUUCACAUAAGAUAAUUCCCGUUGUUGGAGUUUGGCAGUCACGGCUACUUGUAGUAAUUGGCGAAUACAAUACGCAUACAAGCGUAGCGGUUGCGAUGGACGUGAUGCUAGCGUGUCGCUGCUGCCUGCUGUGUCCCCCGGACAAAGACCUGACGACGCCGCACACACAUCUCGGCAAAACGGAGAUAUAUGCCGACAUGAUCAAGGAGUGUUUUGAUAUUCAAUUGCAGCUGGCAAUGGGCGGCUCGGGCUCGAGCGGCAUCUGCUGUACGUGCGUGGGCCGCCUGCGAGACGCGAGCGACUUCAAGCUGCAAGUGCAGCGCAGCCAGGCGGAGCUGCAGGCGCGAUCGCAGGGAGCGAGCCUCGUCAAAGAGGAAGAAUCUGCAGUAGAGUGUGAAAACCCAGAAAUGCAGGACACACAUGAGACUUGUGGGUCCGAGCCAGGUGAAGAGCCCGCGGUCAAGCCGGAGAUGCUGGAUGAAGACACACCUGAGGAGAUAUUGCAUGAAGAGUUCACAGUCAAGUCGGAGGCGUCGGCCGAAGACGAUGAGAUGUCGCAGGAAGAAUCUGCAGUUGAGUAUGAACACCCAGAAAUGCAGGACACAGAUGAGUCUUGUGGGUCCGAGCCAGGUGAAGAGCCCGCGGUCAAGCCGGAGAUGCUGGAUGAAGACGCACCUGAGGAGAUAUUGCAUGAAGAGUUCUCUGUCAAGCCGGAGCCGGCGGCCGAGGACGAUGAGAUGUCGCUGUGUUCGGACGGCAGCGCCCGCGCCAGGGAGCAGCUCGCGAUGGCUUGCUCCGUAGUGCUCGAGCGCCUCCGCGGCGACGCGACUGCUCACAGCGGGGCAAAACCAAUCGCCUGCGAACACUGUGGCGAACGUUUUAGAAACGAAACUAUCUUAAGGAAACACAUUCAAGAGACACACUUGCCGCCAGCGCCCAAACAAUUUGCUUGUGAUUUUUGUAGUGCUACAUUCCAAACUGAAUCACUUAUUUUAGAGCAUGAAAAAAUCGAACAUGGUGUCACGAAUUUCAUGUGCGCUCAUUGUGAUUAUUCAACAAUAUCCAAGAGAUGUUUGCGAGCUCAUUUAAAAAGUCAUUUAAGUUUCAAAAGGGUGAUCAAAAGUGAUUUACACAAACAUCAAGCGAUAUACUACGAAGAUAAGAAGACACACAAAACAACACACCUAAGAUUAAAUACCAGAGUAAGGCCUUAUAAGUGUAGUUAUUGCGACUACAAGUGCAGUAAAAGGUCAAUCCUAAUAAUACAUGAAAGGAGACAUACUGAUGAAAAGCCUUUUCAAUGUAGCCACUGCGAUCACAAAUGCAGUGCGGAAUCAGACUUACAACGACACCAAAGAAUACACAUCGGAGAAAAGCCUUACGCGUGUAGUCUCUGUGCUUAUAAAUGCGAUAAGAAAUCAGUUUUGGAAAGUCACCAAAUAAUACAUACCGGGGAAAAGCCUUACGCAUGUAGCCAAUGUGAGUACCAGUGCAGUGAUAGGUCAAACCUUAGAAGACAUGUACUGGUACAUACGGGCGAGAAGCCUUAUCAAUGUAGUCAAUGUGCUUAUAAAUGCAAAGUAAAGUCAGACUUAAAAAAGCACAUGAGAUUCCACACCGGAGAAAAGCCUUACGCAUGUAGUCACUGUGCUUAUAAAUGCAUUACGAAAGCAGACUUACAAAAACACCAUAUAAUACACACCGGAGAAAAGCCUUACGCAUGUAGCCACUGUGAGUACCGGUGCAGUCGUAGGUCAACCCUAAAAACACAUUUAAUGACACAUACUGGCGAAAAGCCUUUUCAAUGUACCCGCUGUGCUUAUAAAUGUAUUCACACAUCAGACUUAAAAAGGCACAUGAGAGUACACACUGCAGAAAAGCCUUACGCAUGUAGUCACUGUGCUUUUAAAUGCAGUAUCAAAUCAAGCUUACAAAGACACCAAAUAAUACACACCAGAGAAAAGCCUUACGCAUGUAGUCACUGUGAGUACAAAUGUAUUAAGAAAGCACACUUACAAAGACACCAAAUGAUACACACCUGAGAAAAACCUUACUCAUGUAGCCACUGUCAUUUUAAAUGCAUUAACAAAUAAUCUCUGCGACGUCACCAGAAGACUCACAUUGGAAUGAACCCUGACAACGCAGCAAUGACCUAAAUCAGAAACUCAGACCUGGUAUUGAUAUUUCACGCCCCUUCAAUAAGGGAGGGGUUAAGUAGUACCUCAAGGCAGUGUGCUAGGAUUGAUCAAGAUUGAUUGAUCAGGAUUCUGAUAAUUAUAGACUCAUAGCGUAGGUACCUAUCCUAGCUUUGAAAAUAUAUUAUAUAAUAGAACAGUUUCUUUUUUCAAUAAAUAUGACUUAUUAUCUAGCAGUCAAUUUGGUUUUAGUAAAAAUAAAACGACUGUGAUGGCCAUUUACGAAGUAUUAAAAAUCAUAAUGGCCUGUCGAGAUAAAAAUAUUCCAGUGAUGACAGUUUUUAUGGACAUGUCAAAAGCUUUUGACAGAGUAUCACAUCAGAUAUUGCUGUCUUAGUAAUAUAGCUUAGGAAUAAGAGGGAAUGCAUAAAAAUGAUACAAAUCUUAUCUGCUAGACAGACUUCAGUGCACUGAGAUAGCUAACUUUUGCCACAAAACAAAAACAGUAGUUACUUAUAGAUCAGAUUACAGUAAUGUCAAAUAUUGUGUACCACAGGGGAACAUCCUAGGACCCCUUCUUUUCUUGGCCUAUAUUAACGGACGUGACGAGGCAUAAAAUUGUAUUAUUUGCUGAUGACUGUUCUCUGGUCGUAAGAGGUGAUGACCCUAUGUCCUAUGAGUCCGAAGCGAAUCUAGCAUUUAACAAUGUAAUUACAUGGCUAGAAAAAAACAAUCUCAAAAUUAACGUUACUAAAACAAAAUUGGCUACGCCAUUGUGAAUAUUUAUUGUAUUUCCAAUUAUUUUCAUAUUACUUUAAUAACCCACAUACACACACACACUACUCGAACGCAUCCUUUUUUCAAUAUAUUUUUAUGUAUGGCAAUAUCCGUUCCUUCCCCCACCUCACCUCACCUGCAAACGUCAGUGUGAAAGACAACGACCGCCGCGGACGCUUUAUAUUCAAGUUUAAAAACUCAAAAAUUGUUGAAUAAAAGGGAGCGCUCCCACAAGUGACGUCACGUGCAUAAGUUUCAAUCAAGAUCACUGAACUGUGUUGAAAAAGACUCAAAAAUUGGAGUGGCGGACAUCGAGCUAUGUGAAGAAGGUGAGUCCCGGCUGCUCCAAAAAUUGAUGGAGUUUUAUGCUCCCCAAGGUAAUCCUAAGUGUGUUCGUUAUUUAAUGCAAAUAAAGAAUUUUACUUUUACUUCACUUUUUUCGAUUUUCCUGUAAUCAAUUUAUGAGGCGUGUUUAUUUGUUAAAAGUAAUAUUUACUCUUUCUGUAGUUUUGCCUCAACCUCGAGGUACAAUACUCGUCAUGGAUUAAACCUACAUUACCCGGGAGCAACAUCUGCACUUGUUAAUAAAAAUAUAGUAUUCAUGUGUGUAAAAAUUUAUAACCACCUUCCUAAUGAUCUGAAGGAAUUAGAAUUACCGAAAUUCAAACCAGAAUUGUACAAGUGGUGCUUGGAUAAAAUGUAUUAUGGCAACUCGGAACACUGCACCUGAAAUUUCUUAAAUCUGUAAAUAUAGCUUUGUAAAUAUAGUUGUUAGGUCAUUAAAUUUGUAUGUCUGUAAAGUGGAGAUA